AUGCCGUCAUUCCCGCAUUCACCGUCUUUUAAGCGACUGCUGGUCGCCAACAGAGGCGAAAUUGCCGUGCGCAUACUCCACGCUGCACGAGAAUUGCCCAACCCAGUUGAGACAUUCGCUCUCUACACUGCUGACGAUCGGUCGCAUUGCGAUUUGGGGUAUCCACAGCACGCUAUCCAGAUACCCUCCGCAUCAUCCUAUCUAGACAUUUCCCUGCUUGUUGAAUUAGUCCGCAAGCACUCCAUCGAUGCAGUGCACCCAGGAUAUGGCUUUCUCAGUGAGAGCGCCGAGUUCGCGCAUCGCAUGUGGACCGAGGCCGGCGCCGUCGUGAUAGGUCCUGGCCCAGAGAAUCUCGCCCGGACGGGUGAUAAGUUGAAGGCAAAGCAACUAGCACAGCAAUGCGGUGUCCCUGUCUUGGAGGCUAUGACUCAGCCGACUUCUAACGAAGACGAAGCACGGACGUUUGCUAGACGGGUUGGGUUUCCUGUCAUGAUUAAAGCCGUGGAUGGAGGAGGUGGGAGGGGAAUUCGUCUUGUCCGUGAAGAAUCAGAGUUGGAUAAUAGUAUCCAGCGUGCUAUUGGCGAGUCACCUUCGCGAACAGUCUUUGUUGAAAAGGCUGCUGUGGAUGGAUUUCAUCAUGUGGAGAUCCAAGUCAUUGGUGAUGGCACUGGCCAAGUGCGACAUCUCUGGGAGCGAGAUUGCAGCGUGCAGCGGCGAUUUCAGAAGGUGGUAGAGUAUGCGCCAGCCUUGAUGUCUAAUCGAAACUUGAUUGCUCGAGUAAUUGACUCGGCACUGAAGAUGGCAAGUGAAAUUCGGUAUCGCUCGUUGGGGACUUUCGAGUUUCUGGUCAGCCAAGGCAAAGGCGAAUUCUAUUUCUUGGAAGUCAAUCCGCGGCUGCAGGUUGAGCACACCAUUACCGAGUCUAUCAGUGGGAUCAACUUGGUUCAGACGCAGCUUCUUCUGGCACAGGGAUGGACGUUCGCGGAACUGGGCCUGGGAUCUGAAGUGAAUGCCAGCGCUCCUUCGCCAGCGAAUUCCCACUCUAUUCAACUGCGUCUCUGUGCAGAAGACCCCAGCAAUAAUUUCGCUCUGAGUAUCGGCAAGGUAACCGAGUUCGCCGUCCCUAGCGGCCACGGCAUUCGUGUCGACACCAACAUCAAUGCCUCCGGGGCUUCUCCAUUGGUUGUGGGCUCGAACUUUGACAACCUUCUUGCAAAAAUAAUCGUCACGGCAUCCACUUGGGAGGCCACCGUUCGCAAGGCUCAGCGAGUCUUAGCCGACUCGAGAAUCUCCGGUGUCAAGACGAAUCUCAAUCUUUUGCGGGGCAUUGUGGCACAUCCCGAUUUCAUGACCGGUCAUAUCGACACGCAAUGGCUUAGCAUCAAGCUCGAGGAGGCCUACCAGCUGGGCCAAAGUAUCGCCAAGGACCUCCAAAGCCAGCACAUCUCCAGCGGCUCCUCCCAGCAGUCAAUGGCACAGAGUGGACUGCCCUCGUCCAGCCUGCUCUUCCGCAAAGGGGACGCGUGGUCCAUUACGCUACAACCUCUCGAGAACGGGAACCCACAAGCAUCCGCCAACGUAGCGCAUCACCUUAAGCUAUCGCGGGUCCUGCGAAAUGAGUUCCCCACCUCCCUGGCCGCCGAGAUCGAGUACACGACACCAUCCUCCAAGACUGCGAUUCCGUAUCGUAUGCAGCUGGAUACGACUACGACAGCGGCAUCGGCAUUGGUCUCCUCGUCGCACCGGCGGGGCGACCCGAAUAACCCGCAUCACAUCGUGCUCCCGCUGUCAGGCAAGUUAAUCGAGAUUCUGGUUGCGAGUGGGGAUGUCGUUGCAGAGAAUCAGGUCUUGGCUUUUGUCAAGCAGAUGAAGAUGGAGCUGGAGGUACGUAGUCCUCGCGCAGGGACGGUACGAUGGGUGCACGAGAUGGAGGAUGAGGAUGAGGAUGUUGCGGAGGGGAUGUUGUUGGUGGAGUUGGAUGAGGAGCUGAAAGUUGAAGGGCAAUUGAAGGGCAAGUUGUAG
Penicillium daleae is the source of this 2022-nucleotide messenger RNA. Its product is annotated as putative pyruvate carboxylase. The transcript is spliced from 2 exons. Lineage: Eukaryota; Fungi; Ascomycota; Eurotiomycetes; Eurotiales; Aspergillaceae. The record is from RefSeq and is a predicted model, not a curated record. Gene Ontology annotation, molecular function: ATP binding; metal ion binding. The coding region runs from base 1 to 2022 and encodes 673 amino acids.